AUGGUAAACAUUGAUCGAGGAUUUCUAGAAACAUUGGUGGUAGUUGCUGAACUUCUGCUGUAUUGGGGACAAUGGUAUAUUAAUUACCGUACUGCUUUAGGAAUGUUUAACACGGGAAAAUCACAUUUUACUAUAGAUAAAAAUGCCAAAAACAAGGUCUAUUUUAAAGAUGUUGCUGGCUGUGAUGAGGCAAAGCAAGAGAUUAUGGAGUUUGUGCACUUCUUCAAGAAUCCUAAGAAAUAUGAAGAGCUUGGUGCCAAAAUUCCAAAAGGUGCUCUUCUGUUGGGUCCUCCAGGCACAGGAAAAACCCUUUUAGCAAAAGCAACUGCAGGGGAGUCUGGUGUGUCAUUUCUCUCUACAUCCGGUUCUAUUUUCUUGGAACCGUUUGUUGGUGUUGGAUCAUCUAAGGUGAGAAGCUUGUUUCAGGAAGCAAGGAAGUGUGCUCCAUGUAUAGUAUUUAUUGAUGAAAUUGAUGCAAUUGGUCGGGCAAGGGGUACAGGCGGAUAUUAUGUACACGAGGAGCGUGAAAAUACUUUAAAUCAAUUGUUGGUGGAGAUGGAUGGAUUUGGAACCACUUCUGGAGUUGUUGUGCUAGCUGGUACAAAUAGAGCUGAUGUAUUAGACAAAGCCCUAGUUAGACCAGGGCGUUUUGACCGCCAAAUAACAAUUGACAAACCCGACAUCAAAGGUCGCGAUCAGAUAUUUCAAAUUUACUUGAACAGAAUCAAACUUGACAAUGAGCCUUCAUAUUAUUCACAUAGACUUGCAUCCCUUACUCCAGGAUUUUCUGGAGUGGAGAUUGCUAAUGUUUGCAAUGAAGCUGCUCUGAUUGCUGCAAGGACUGAUGAAGAACAUGUCACGAAGGAUCAUUUCGAGGCAGCCAUUGAUAGGGUCAUUGGCGGUUUAGAGAAGAAGAACAUGGUAAUAAGUAAGCAGGAAAGGCGUACUAUUGCUUACCAUGAAGCAGGCCAUGUUGUUGUGGGUUGGUUCUUGGAACAUACUGAGCCAUUGUUGAAAGUAACUAUUGUUCCUCGCGGAACAGAAACUCUUGGGUUUGCCCAGUAUUUGUCAAAUGAAAACCUUCUCAUGACCAAGGAGCAACUUUUCGAUAGGACUUGUAUGGCCCUUGGUGGUCGCGCUGCCGAACAGGUUCUCAUUGGGACUAUCUCUACAGGAGCACAAGAUGACUUGGAGAAAGUCACCAAGAUGACAUAUGCUCAAGUAGCCGUCUAUGGUUUUAGCGAACAAGUUGGCCUCCUCUCUUUCCCUCAUCAUAAAGAGGAUUCGUUUGAGAUGUCCAAACCAUACAGCAGCGAAACUGGUGCAAUCAUUGAUAAGGAAGUACGAGAAUGGGUGAACAAAGCAUUCAAACAUACUAUACAACUAAUAGAGGAACACAAGGGAAAAGUAGCUGAAAUUGCAGAGUUGCUGCUCGAAAAAGAAGUACUAUACCAAGACGACUUGCUCCAAGUCUUGGGUGCGCGCGACCCUUAG
This is a messenger RNA of Medicago truncatula (barrel medic), 1494 nucleotides long. Its product is annotated as ATP-dependent zinc metalloprotease FTSH 8, mitochondrial-like. Gene Ontology annotation, molecular function: metalloendopeptidase activity; ATP hydrolysis activity; ATP-dependent peptidase activity. Gene Ontology annotation, biological process: mitochondrial protein processing. Lineage: Eukaryota; Viridiplantae; Streptophyta; Magnoliopsida; Fabales; Fabaceae. The record is from RefSeq and is a predicted model, not a curated record. Gene Ontology annotation, cellular component: m-AAA complex; chloroplast thylakoid membrane.